UCCAUUGCCGAAAAAACGAUAGGCAUGGCCAUUACCCCAUGCAAGGUACUCCCGCUGUCUUUGAACAGACCUCGCAAGCGAGCCAGCGGCUGCGGCCAGCCCACCAGUCUUAUUACCAUCAGUCGAAUAGCACAUGUGUUCCAUCGGCCCUGAUAUCGAAUUUGGCACCAAUUCCAUGGGGGAAGGUGAACGACGCAACUUGCGCACCCUCGGGAUUCUGGUUAGGCUUAUGUUCCGUUCCCUCUCCCGCGGCAUACAUGAAUUCAUCGCUUGACAAAGAAGAAAUAAAACUCGUCGCCACCAUUGCCCGAGCUACGUUAGGGUACCCGAUUCUGGCGAAGCUAGAUAGUCAUUUCCUCGAUACUUGCCUCAUCAGUCCAUAUUUAGUAGAUGGACUAACGAACACCACGAUGGUAUGA
This is a messenger RNA of Periconia digitata, 419 nucleotides long. The record is from the annotation of a GenBank genome assembly. Lineage: Eukaryota; Fungi; Ascomycota; Dothideomycetes; Pleosporales; Periconiaceae.